UCUACCAGCAUAGCAUAAGGUGGGAGAGUGGAGAACCCGUAUCCCUAAUCCGCCGCCACUGUGCUUACGGGCUGCUUUGUCGUUUGGCUUUUCUAACAAUGGCGGUUCCAUUAACUCAAGUUCAAACCUUUCAUUCCCAUGCUGGAUUUUCUAAGGGAAAAGCCCUGCCACUUGUCUUGAAAUCUUCUGCUUUGAUACGAAAAUCCCACGAUUUCGGAACCAAGAAACUGGUGGUCUCGGCUACAAGUAGUGACAACAAAGUUAGUAGUGAUGACUCAUUCUCUUCCAACAGGCCUACCUCUUCGUCCUUUCGAUCAGCGUAUGUAUGGAAAUUAUUCUUCGAGCAAAAAGUUAGAAGACACACAAUUUCAGUUUUUGUUGGUGACGAGAGUGGAAUGAUAAAUCGGAUUGCGGGGGUCUUUGCUAGAAGGGGAUAUAAUAUUGAGUCACUUGCUGUUGGUCUGAAUGAGGACAAGGCGCUCUUCACCAUAGUUGUAUCUGGAACUGAAAGGGUGCUACAACAAGUUGUAGAGCAGCUUCACAAGCUUGUGAAUGUUUUAAAGGUAGAAGAUCUUUCCAAAGAAUCCCAGGUAGAACGUGAGCUGAUGCUCAUAAAAGUGCAUGCUGACCCAAAACAUCGUGCUGAGAUAAAGUGGCUGGUGGACAUUUUCAGAGCUAAAAUUGUGGAUAUUUCGGAACAUUCUGUGACAAUAGAGGUUACGGGAGAUCCAGGUAAGAUGGUCGCAGUUCAAAGGAAUCUUGACAAGUUUGGAAUUAAAGAAAUAGCCAGGACGGGAAAGAUUGCUUUGAGAAGAGAGAAAAUGGGUGCAUCUGCUCCAUUUUGGCGAUAUUCAGCUGCUUCUUAUCCGGAUCUUGAAGGAAAAAUGCCUAUUGAUGCUCUUGUGGGUGUGAAAAAUAGAAAGCCUAUUGCCAAAAACGAAAUAAGCAUGGGGGGAGAUGUUUAUCCUAUAGAGCCUUCAGAUGGCUUUACAGUCAAUCAAGUCCUUGAUGCUCACUGGGGUGUUCUCAAUGAAGAAGAUACUAGUGGAAUUCGAUCACACACUUUGUCCCUGCUUGUGAAUGAUGCUCCUGGCGUUCUUAACAUUGUUACUGGGGUUUUUGCUCGAAGGGGCUAUAACAUUCAGAGUUUAGCUGUGGGACAUGCAGAAGUUGAGGGACUUUCUCGAAUUACAACUGUGGUUCCUGGCACAGAUGAAUCAAUAGCCAAGUUGGUGCAGCAACUGUACAAACUAGUAGAUCUCCAUGAGGUUCGUGAUAUCACCCACUUGCCAUUUGCUGAACGAGAAUUGAUGCUAAUAAAGAUUGCUGUAAAUGCUGCUGCCAGACGUGAUGUCCUUGAUAUUGCCAGCAUUUUUAGAGCCAAAGCUGUUGAUGUAUCUGAUCAUACAAUAACCCUUGAGCUUACAGGAGACUUGGAUAAGAUGGUUGCACUGCAGAGAUUGUUAGAGCCAUAUGGCAUCUGUGAGGUGGCACGAACUGGGCGUAUAGCACUUAUUCGUGAGUCAGGUGUGGACUCUAGGUACCUGCGUGGAUAUUCUUUUCCAUUAUAAUCCAUGUCCCUAGUUGGAGUUUCUAGGCAAGCUUACGGUCAAUGUUUGGAUAGCAUAUUUGCGUUGUCUAUCGCGUAAAUGGUUUGUUUAUUUUUCUCCGCCUCCUUUUUCCCAUCUGAGCUUUAGAUGUUGAGCCUAUGGCAAUGAUUUGCAUAUCUAAGAUUCUAGGCCUUUAAUAAUGGCACACUGUGUAAAAGAUUCCUGUGGGACCAUAUUGUUAGAGAAUUCUCAGUCAGUCGAGAAUACAUCUUUAGCUGUUGCAAAGGUGUGCCUUCUAUUUGAGAGAAUCAAAGUUGUAGCCAAAGUCACCACGUCAUCUUCAGUCAAAUGCCGUUAGGGAUAAAGAUGAGGCAAGCCUAAAGCUCUUGACAUAAAGGGAACACAUCUUCCACUUGGAGGUCAUGUUUGACGUAAUGGUGGGUGCGCUUUCUUGUGUUGCAUGCUACGAGAGUUGAGUUCUUCUACUCCUUCUGGUGUAUAAUAUGAUAUAAGACAUUUUUUAAAAAAUUUGCUUAGUUUAAAAUA
Prosopis cineraria is the source of this 2096-nucleotide messenger RNA. Its product is annotated as acetolactate synthase small subunit 1, chloroplastic-like. Gene Ontology annotation, molecular function: acetolactate synthase regulator activity; acetolactate synthase activity. Bases 99 to 1571 code for a protein of 490 amino acids. Gene Ontology annotation, biological process: L-valine biosynthetic process. The record is from RefSeq and is a predicted model, not a curated record. The transcript has 12 exons. Lineage: Eukaryota; Viridiplantae; Streptophyta; Magnoliopsida; Fabales; Fabaceae. Gene Ontology annotation, cellular component: cytosol.